Molecule: messenger RNA, 1519 nt
Organism: Nycticebus coucang (slow loris)
Lineage: Eukaryota; Metazoa; Chordata; Mammalia; Primates; Lorisidae
Product: translation initiation factor IF-2-like
Exons: 5
Coding region: 1-1245 (414 amino acids)
Source: RefSeq, a predicted model, not a curated record
AUGAAGGGGCAACACACAUUGAACUGCCUGGGCAUGGGCCUAGGACUCCCAUGGGUCUGUGAACACCUGUUCCAGGGCGUUGGCCCUGAACCCCUGAGGGCCCGCAGGGACCACGUGGCUCGCCUAGGAAGCCCUUUGGCUGAGGCUGCCCAGUGCGGCCACGUGGACUCCAGUCCACGGUUACGUCACUCAAAGCGUUGCCAGGCGUGGUGGCAGGGUGACCUCGUGGACGCGGCCCCUGUCUCCAGCACCACCUGGAGAAGAUAUAAAGCUAUUUGUGCUGGGCGGUCCCUCCAGAGAGCCCCGCGGCAUCCCGAGGGGCCGCUAUGGCCAGUUCCACGACCUGAGACUCCGCAGACCAAGCCGCCAACGCGCCGCGCCUGGUCCGCACGAACUCUGCCUCCUGGGGACGCCCCAGCCACAGGGACGCGUAUCUCUGGGUGUCUCCGCGCAACCAGGAGCUGUGCGGGAGAUCGCGACCCGCGUGGGAGGCGGCCCUCUGCGCAGCCGCGCGCCUGGGCGCCGCAGGGCAAGUGCCUCGGGUUUGGUGUCCCGAGGCCCAGUCGGGGAAAUGUGGGCCGGCUGCAGCCUGGGCGGUCAGGGGCAGAGUCCACGCAAACCACACCAGGCCCGCCCUGGUGGGCCAGCCUUUCGAACCUUGCCUCGGUGCACCCAGCCUCUCCCCACCGCCCCGCCUUUUCUUUUGGCUCCACCCCGUGGCUACGCCUGCGCAGUGGGGCGGGGGCAAUAGGCAUCUUGGCUGUCCAGGCAGACCUGCCGCGGUGCCGGUCGCCUCCAGUGCGCUGCUGCCUCCAGCGCGCCCGCCCGAGCUCGGGCGGCUCCGGCUGGGAUGGCGGCGGCGGCCGAGCCCGGGGCCCGCCCCUGGCUGGGCGGCAGCGCCCCGCGGCCCAGAAGCCCGGUCUGCAGCCCAGUACUGGGCGGCGAAGGCCGCGCGCGCCCGGGGUUGGGGCCGGGCCGAAGCGGGCGGGCGUCAGACCCCGGGGUCCCGCGGCCUCGCAGGGCCACAGCUUCCGGAAGGUGACGCUCACCAAGCCCACCUUCUGCCAUCUCUGCUCGGACUUCAUCUGGGGGCUGGCCGGCUUCCUGUGCGAUGUCUGCAACUUCAUGUCCCAUGAGAAGUGUCUGAAGCAUGUGAAGACCCCAUGUACCAGUGUUGCACCCAGCCUGGUCUGGGCUUUCAUUAUGCAGUUAAAACAGAAGGGUUGGAAAACUGCUCAGGAUUAAAAGGAAUCAGCUGUUCAUGCACCUAGUGCCAUGGAUGGGCCUCCAGGGGGCUGUGCUGAGAAAAGCCGAUACCAAAGGGCACACACUGAGCGACAUAAAAUGUUCUGGAAAUAUAACUGGAUAAGGAAGUGGCUGUAGCUAUGAAAGAGCAGUAGAGGGAAGGAUGGAGUUUUCUGCGUCUUCACUGCCUGUGAGCACUGUGGCUAUGAUGCUACUUUUGCAUGAUGCUACCUGGGGGAACUGAGCCAAGGGUGUGAAAGAGCUCCAUCAUUUC